Messenger RNA from Acomys russatus (golden spiny mouse), 387 nucleotides. RefSeq names its product NHP2-like protein 1. The transcript has a single exon. Bases 1 to 387 code for a protein of 128 amino acids. Gene Ontology annotation, biological process: mRNA splicing, via spliceosome; maturation of SSU-rRNA. Gene Ontology annotation, molecular function: RNA binding. NCBI's taxonomy places the organism in Eukaryota, Metazoa, Chordata, Mammalia, Rodentia, Muridae. Gene Ontology annotation, cellular component: U4/U6 x U5 tri-snRNP complex; small-subunit processome; precatalytic spliceosome. The record is from RefSeq and is a predicted model, not a curated record.
AUGAUGGAGGUGGAUGUGAAUCCGAAGGCCUGUCCCCUCGCAGAUGGCCACCUUACCAAGAAGCUACUGGACCUUGUUCAGCAAUCAUGCAACUACAAGCAGCUUCAGAAAGGAGCCAAUGAAGCCACCAAAACACUCAACAGAGGCAUCUCUGGGUUCACUGUGAUGGCAGCAGAUGCCGAGCCCUUGGAGAUCAUUCUGCACCUCCCACUGCUGUGUGAAGACAAGAAUGUCCCCUAUAUAUUUGUGCACUCCAAGCAGGCUUCAGGACGGGCCUGUGGGGUCUCCAGGCCUGCCAUCACCUGUUCUGUUACCAUCAAAGAAGGCUCUCAGCUAAAGCAGCAGACCCAGUCUAUCCAGCAGUCUGUUGAAAGGCUCUUGGUGUAG